GCCUUACCGGAGCCGUGUUCGCGCGCGUCGUACUAUCCGUCGCGGUGACUUUUCGCCGAUCGCGAGAUUUUUCUCAUCGCUGUAGAGGCGAUAAUCUGUCCGGCGGGUCGCUGAACCUGCUUCUUCCGCCCGUUCUCGCGCGACGUAUCGUCCCGUUAGCGAAGCGCGUCGCUCGUCUCCGGACGUACGAGACGAAUCGCCGAGGAUGAAACCGCCGGGGUCGUAAAGGCGGAUCGGCAAGAGGUGCGAGAGGUCGAUCGUCGACCGGCAGACAAGAGGAGGCGAGGAGUGUGAUAUGGAUGACGUGAGGUAAAACCGCGGACGACGGCGCGCGGUGGUUUAAAUGGAUCGACGCCGGUUUCGCGAGGCGCAGCUGCGGCGUUACAAUUGGGACUGAAGACAAGAAAAUCAGAAAGAAAAAAGAUAUACCAAGAAGGGGGGGGUACGGGGGACACAUUGAUGGAACAUUGAUGAGGCGCGGCGGCAAGAUGCGGGGUAGUCCUGCCUUCUUCGCCAUAUUACUCGGCACGAUAUUCGGCGUUCUCGGCGCGUCUCUGAGCAAGGCGCUCCGAUACAAAGCGCCGGACGAGUGCAAGUGGGUUACGACCGGUGACGCCGAGGACGACGUGUCGCUCCUGUGCCAUCUGCGUACCAUCAACAGCGAGCUGGAGAACACGAAUUUCAGCGUGAUACAGCCGCAGCACACGGUGCGCCUGCGGCUGGAAUGCAGCGACGCGCUCUUUUACCAAAGCUCCCUGAGCGCCGGCAGCUUCCGGCCGCUGGUCGAGCUGCGGGAGCUCGUUAUCGAGUACUGUAAAAUUAGCAAUCUGUCGGACGACGCGUUCAAGGGGCUGCGGGAGCUGCGCAAUCUCACUCUGAGGACGCACAACACCGACUGGUCGGCGAUGACGCUCCACGUCUCCGCCAAGACCUUCACCGACGAGCUUCAACAGCUGGAGAAGCUCGAUCUUGGUGAAAACAACAUGUGGGGCAUACCGGAGGGCGCGCUCUGUCCGCUCGUCAACCUCGAGGUCCUAAAUAUGACGAGAAACCGGCUGAGGGACGUCGCGAGCUUUUAUUUCAACGCCACGAUGAAAUGCCUGUCGAACCUGCAGGAGUUGGAUCUUAGUAACAACAGCAUCGAGUCGCUGUCGAGCGCGGCGUUCUCCGGUCUAACGAGGCUGCACAGCUUGGAUCUGCGGUGCAACGCCAUCAGUUUCAUGGCGGAUCGCACGUUCGAAGGCCUCUCGUUGCUGGCCAUCUUAAAACUCGCCGACAACCGGCUCGCCAGCCUGCCGCCGGAGCUGUUCAGCGACGCGAGAGCCCUGCAGGAGAUUCAUCUGCGGAACAACACGCUGAGCGUGCUGCCGCCAGGAUUGUUCAGUGAAUUGACGCAGUUGCUGGUGCUGGACCUCUCGCACAAUGAACUAACGGCGGAAUGGGUGAACGCGGCUACGUUCAGCCGCUUGGUGCGUUUAGUGGUGCUCGAUCUCUCGAACAAUCAUAUCGCGCGACUCGAUUCGACCGUCUUCCGCGAUCUGUACAGUCUGCAGAUUUUACGGCUGCAGGAAAAUCUACUCGAGAGCUUGCCGGAGAACACAUUCUCCCCGCUUUACAAUUUGCACACGCUGCUGCUCAGCGACAAUCAAUUGACCGUCAUAGACGCGACUACGCUGAGCGGCCUUUACGUACUCAGCCUGCUCUCGCUGGACAACAACCGGUUGCACACGAUACACCCGGCCUCCCUGAGAAACGCCUCGUCUUUACAGGACUUUCAUCUUAACGGUAACCGGCUGACAUCGGUGCCGGACGCGCUGAAAGCCACUCCCCUCCUGCGCACCCUCGACCUCGGCGAGAACCUCAUCUCCGAGAUACCGAGCGGCACGUUCGACCACGUGGCGCAGCUGUACGGGCUUCGAUUAACCGAAAAUCAUAUCGGCAAUCUGACGAAGGGCGUCUUCGAUCGUAUCAAGGAGCUGAAGAUCCUCAACCUCUCGCGAAACCGCAUACAGUUCAUCGAACCCGGCACGUUCGACGAGAAUCUAAAUUUACAGGCGAUACGCCUGGACGGCAAUCAGCUGACCGACAUCGCCGGCCUCUUCACCAAGCUACCGAAUCUCGUCUGGCUGAACGUCAGCGACAACAAGCUCAAGUGGUUUGACUACGCCAUGAUACCGACCGGACUGCAGUGGUUGGAUAUACAUUCCAACGAAAUACGAGAGUUGGGAAAUUACUUCGAGAUCGAGACGCAGUUGCAGCUCAGCACUUUCGACGCCAGCGAGAAUAAGCUCACCGAGAUCACCGGCAACGCGAUACCCAUGAGCGUCGAGCUGCUGUUUCUCAAUGACAAUCUCAUCUCCAAGGUGCAGAGUUAUUCGUUCUUCAAGAAACCGAAUUUGACGCGCGUCGAUCUCAAGGGUAAUCAGAUACGAAAUCUCGAGCCGUACGCAUUGCGCAUAAGCGUCGUGCCGCCGGACAAGCCGCUGCCGGAAUUCUACAUCGGCGACAAUCAGUAUCUCUGCGAUUGCACGAUGGAAUGGCUGCAGCGUGUAAAUCGGCAGAAUCAAUCGCGCGUCCAGCCGCACGUGAUGGAUCUGGAGAGUAUUUACUGCAAGCUGCUGUACGAUCGCGAGCACGCGUUCGUCCCGCUGGUCGAGGCGUCGCACUCGCAAUUCCUCUGCAAAUACGACACUCAUUGCUUCGCCCUGUGCCACUGCUGCGACUUCGACGCCUGCGACUGCGAGAUGACGUGUCCGCAGAACUGCACGUGUUACCACGAUCAGUCGUGGUCGGCGAACGUGGUGGACUGCUCGAAUGGCGGCCAUGUGAAUAAGCUGCCCGACCAGAUACCGAUGGACGCUACGCGCCUUUAUUUGGACGGCAACGAUCUGCGCGUCGUGUCGAGCCACGCGUUCAUCGGCCGCAAGAGGCUCAAGGUGUUGUUUCUCAAUUCCUCGAAUAUCGAGAUCGUGCAGAAUAGAUCGUUCAACGGGCUGCGCGAUCUCGAGGAUCUACACCUGCAGGAUAACAAGAUACGCGAGCUGCGCGGCCAUGAAUUCGAGGGACUGGACGCGCUGCGGCAGCUGCAUCUGCAGCGCAAUCACAUCGCCGCCAUCAGCAACGACACGUUCGCGCCGCUGCGCUCUUUGCGAAUUCUCCGACUGCAAAAUAACCGUCUGACAAUGCUGGCGAUAUGGUCGCUGCCUCUGUCCGUCGAAAUCACUCUCGCCGGCAAUCCCUGGUCCUGCGAGUGCGAUUAUCUGCAUAGUCAUCGCGAGUGGACGCGCGAAAGGAACAUCACGGUCGCGGACGCGUCCGCGUUACGCUGCGUGUACAACAUCACGGAAUUCGAGGCGUUCGGCAGCGAGGUGUUCGCGGACGACGAGUUCGGCUUUUCCGUCAUGACGGGCAGAUCGUCGUUGCGCGGAAACGAAAGCGUCUGCAGCGACGAGAUCGGCCUCGACAACGAUCAGCAUCGCAACUACACGAAGACCAUCAUCGAGAAGCAGGUGCUGCAGGAUUAUCUGCCGCUGCUGGUGGCGACUCUCGCCAGCUCCCUCGUCGUUAUACUGCUGUGCAUGCUCGCCUUCGUGUUCCGCCACGAGUUGCGCGUGUGGUUUCACUCGCGCUUCGGCGUGCGAAUAUUCUACCGGAAUCACGAGGUCGAUCGGGACGAUCGGGACAAGCUGUUCGACGCCUUUGUGAGUUACAGUUCCAAGGACGAAGCGUUCGUCGCGGAGGAGUUGGCGCCGGUGCUCGAAAUGGGCAAUCCCUCGUACAAACUGUGCCUACACUAUCGGGAUUUUCCGGUCGGUAGUUUCAUCGCCGACACCAUCGUGCAGGCGGUGGAAUCGUCGCGCCGCACGAUAAUGGUGCUGUCGGAGAACUUCAUCAAGUCCGAAUGGUGUCGCUUCGACUUCAAAUCGGCGCAUCAUCAGGUGCUGCGCGACAGACGGCGCCGGCUGAUCCUCGUUCUAGUCGGCGACGUGCACCAGCGCGAUCUCGAUCCGGAUAUACGGCUCUACUUAAAGACGAACACGUAUCUGCAGUGGGGCGACAAACUCUUCUGGGAGAAGCUGCGAUUCGCGCUGCCGGACGUGCCGAACAAUCAGAGAACAACGCAGAGGACGAGGUCGCAGCCGCCGCCGCCGGUCCGACGGCAACACAACAACAGAACGUCGAACGUCGGGCCGCGCACCGUGUCCGUCCAUAUAUGAUCCGCCCGCGAGUGCGUUGUGCGCGCUGUGCGAAAUGUCAAUCGUGUUACAAGAGUGAACCCUCGGUCACACGACACGGUGCGACCGGCGUGAAACGCCUGCCUGAACGUCGACGAUCUGUGUGCUCGGAGCGCGAUACGCGCCGCAUUCAGACUUUGGUGCAAUACGACUUGGUGCGGAGUAUGUAAAUAAACGGUGCAUUUGUAUGUAUAAAUAAAGCGUGCCAGGCGCGGGGGAUAAAAGAAGCCACGUGUGUACAUAGACGGUGAGAAGGUAUUUAAGAUGCUCCUUUCUCGCGCAAGUACGUGUAUGGGCGUGUGUGUGUGCGACGCGUGAAAUUUGUAGAUUGUCGUUGUAGCGCGCCGAUGAGGAUAGAUAGCUGAAAACUCGUUGUAAAUAGAAAAUACCGUCCGCUCGGUCGCGAAUUACGACCGAACUGGCAGACCGUUAUUCGGCUCAUGGAACGCGCGAUGAUCACGUUGGGUGUGACGGCGCGUAUACGUAUGUGAGAAUGUGUGUGCCGCGAUCGUGGAUGCAAAAGAGAUGUGUCUGCAGUCCCCACCUCUUCCUCCUGACCGGUGCGAGCGUGUACUUAAAAUUCAUUACUUUUCGUCACUCCGUACACAUUUUGGCUGCGGCCAUUUUUUCCGUACAUAAUUUCGGAAUCUCGGAUUUCUCGGGCGAACGUCCGCUCUGGCGGAAUAAAUUCAAUUCAUCGGCAGCCAUCUCGCGCGUGUGCCUCCACGAUCAGCUCUUACAAGUAAAAUAAUCGCUUGAUAUCGAGCCGAGAGUCUCGCGCGACGCACCUGUUUGAACCUCGACUCGAUUGUUUAAAUAGCUUGGCUCAAGCCGCUGCGCCAACAGUGAUACCACUUCCUAAUUAUAAUCGUAAUGUAUAUUUAAUUGUAUUUACACUUUUCCACUUUUCUCUGGUUGAUGACGAAUUUCAUCCAGGAAUACGAGCUUACGAGUGUCUCAGCGGUGUCUAGCUGACGCUCCACGGUGAUAACGAAAAAUUUUCGGCGUGAAUUAUUGUAAAUUAUUACUUUAGUCUUAUUUAUUUCGUUCCAAUCGGUGAAGAGACUUUAUGUGACUUAUGGGAGCGUUGCGUUUUUUUUUUUUUUUAACGGAAAACGGAGACAAUAGUGUAAUGUGAGAUUCGCUUGCCGUCGAUUAAUUUAAGAAAAUGUUAUCUGUGCCGCGCAAAGUUUAUAUUUUGAAUUCGACAGUCUCAUUGUUAUCAAGUAAAUUAGCAGACUAUUUUCUAUCUCUUACGGAAUAUAAAUGGUACAUAUAUAUUUUUAUAAAGAUAGACAGAGUGUGUACACGUACUCUUUAACUGAUAUGCACAGAUAUGCUCAAUCACGUUUAAGCAACUACUUCAGCAUCGCGAAUGCACUCGUCGGGGCACUCGACGGGAGAUAAAACAAACUUAACGCGACGUAUCUUAUCCGAAAUGCGACAGUCGAAUUCAAAGUGCGCGUCAGGUCAAGGAAACUGAAGUGCUGCUACAAAUAUUCGAGAUAUAAUGUACAAAUGCAAAGUCGUCUUCUCUAGCUUUCCUCGCAAGCGGUAAUCAUGUUUCGCAAACGAACUUAUUCGACAACGAAAAAGAUAUUAUUUAGAAUAAAAACUAUGACUGAAUAAUAAAACAUUCUAUUUUUAUGU
Messenger RNA from Linepithema humile (Argentine ant), 5885 nucleotides. It is a transcript of the gene Tollo, whose product is annotated as Toll-like receptor Tollo. The record is from RefSeq and is a predicted model, not a curated record. Gene Ontology annotation, molecular function: protein binding. NCBI's taxonomy places the organism in Eukaryota, Metazoa, Arthropoda, Insecta, Hymenoptera, Formicidae. Gene Ontology annotation, biological process: signal transduction.